Molecule: messenger RNA, 729 nt
Organism: Triticum turgidum subsp. durum (durum wheat)
Lineage: Eukaryota; Viridiplantae; Streptophyta; Magnoliopsida; Poales; Poaceae
Source: the annotation of a GenBank genome assembly
AUGCCACAGCUCGAUCUGGAGUCCCUCUUCUGCGUCGGCGGCGGCGAGUCAAGGUCGACGAAGGUCGCCUGCGAGACCAUCGCGGUCGGAGCCUCCGACGUUGACGUCGCCAACGCCCACGAGCAGUCGCGACGGAUUAUCUGGGCCUGGUCCGGGCGAACCGGCGCGGCGCUGGAGCGGGACGGGUCGACCAAGGGCGGCUCCAACCCCAAGAACGCGGCGGAAGAGACGACGCGUAACAAGGGCCCGUCGAGGGCGCCGAGGAGGUUGGAGUUGGAGGCAAUCGUCGUCGGCGUUCUGCCUGCCGGGAAGAUGGUCGUGCAGCAGCGGCGCUCUCAUGUGGUCGGCCGCGACUGGCGCCGGCCGGCCGCAGGGGCUAGGGUCUUCGCGAGCGAGGCCGUGGGCGUGGAGCCCGUGUCCCCGAAGGUGUCGUGCUUUGGGGCAGUGCGGUCCGAGAGCCGCGCGCCUGCGGCGCGCGAGGAGGAGGAGGAGCGGAGCGGGUGCUGGGCGAGCGUCACCUCCGCGCUUGGUGGCUUUUUGUGCGGCUCUGACUCGGACAACCGUCGGGAAGGUGGAUCUGGGACGAGUGAAUCGAAGCCCGCGGUGUCGGGGUCGCCGACGGUAGACGUUUCAGUCCUGUCGCCCCCGCGGCCGGUUCUGGGACUGGGAGACGUGAAGCCCAUUGCUUCGCGGCGGUGGCCGGAUGGAGAUGGGCGGUGCUUGGUUUGA